UGAUUGACCGCCUUAUAGAUUCGUCUCUUCCCCCUGGUAUAUGAUCCUCCCUCCCCAUCUCUCUGUCUCUCUCUAGUCCCUUCCUCUGCCAAACUAUCAGUCCUGGCUGCUGGCGUCGAUCGGGUAGAGCCUGGUGCAUUUGCAGAGGCGAAAAGCUCCGAUCUUUCUCGAGGUGGGUCGAUAGAAAAAGGGACAAACUUGGGUUGAUUUUUCCUUGGAGCCGGACGAGGUGGCUCUCGAAAUCCGUCGCCACUUGCAGAGCAUCGGAGUCUUCAAGACCAACCACGAGCAAGUCAUGGUGAGCCCGGUGAUAAGAAUGGGAAACGACGAUUUGGGUCCGCCGUGGCUGAAGCCAAUGCUCCGGGCGAGCUACUUCGUGCCCUGUCCCGUCCACGGAGACUCCAACAAGAGCGAGUGCAACAUGUUCUGCUUGGACUGCGUCGGAAAUGCUCUCUGUUCUUACUGCCUCGUCCACCACAGAGACCAUCGCGUCGUUCAGAUACGACGAUCCUCGUACCACAACGUGGUGAGGGUGAAUGAGAUUCAGAGGUACAUAGACACAUCGUGCGUUCAGACAUACAUAAUCAACAGCGCGAAGAUUGUGUUCCUCAAUGAGAGGCCGCAGCCCAGGCCUGGGAAGGGGGUCACCAACACUUGCGAGAUUUGUUGCAGAAGCCUCCUUGAUUCCUUCAGGUUCUGUUCUCUGGGUUGCAAGCUCAAUGCAAUGAAGAGGGGCGAUGAUCCUGACCUCACAUUCACUCUGAAACCCAAGCACGGCAGGGAUGCGCUCAGCGGCGACUUCGAGUCAGACGAGUCCUCGACUCCGAAGAAGCCUCGGAAGUCCCCGUUCUUCAGCCGCCUGAUGGAUGGGACGGCGUUUUUUACCGAUAGUAAGAUUGACAGGGGAGAGAGGCUGACUUGGUCUGGCGAUGACGCCCCCGCAAGCAUUUCUCCCGGCACUCCGCCAAUAUACAACCACAGCAAUGCCAGGCGAAGAAAGGGCAUUCCUCAUCGCGCUCCUUUCUGAAAAAAUGAAAAGAAAGAAAAAGAAAGACAGAAGAAGAAGAAAGAAGAUCAAGUCUUUUUCUUAGUGUACAGUUGUAUAGUGAGUCAAUGGGGACGAAUACAGAAAGAUAAAUUAUUAAUGACAAGAAUGCAAAGUGAAAUGCGGUAUAUAGGGGGGGUCGAAAUUGCCAAAAACUUUAGCUGUAAAAAUAUUAUAUAUGGUGAACGAUUGGACAUAGUUUGUGCCUUUUCUCGUUGUAUAUAUGUGGACCAAGGAUUUGGCUUCUACCUCUUUUAGCUGCUACAUAGGAUUUAGUUUUAUGAGGUAGAAAAAUCUAUAGAAAUAUGAAGUGUACAUAUGUCCCAUGUACUACUGAUCAUAUGGCUCCCUGAUAUGUUCAAACAUGAUUUGCAA
Molecule: messenger RNA, 1420 nt
Organism: Eucalyptus grandis
Lineage: Eukaryota; Viridiplantae; Streptophyta; Magnoliopsida; Myrtales; Myrtaceae
Exons: 4
Coding region: 296-1027 (243 amino acids)
Source: RefSeq, a predicted model, not a curated record